Plasmodium coatneyi is the source of this 312-nucleotide messenger RNA. RefSeq lists its product as uncharacterized. The record is from RefSeq and is a predicted model, not a curated record. Bases 1 to 312 code for a protein of 103 amino acids. The transcript is spliced from 2 exons. NCBI's taxonomy places the organism in Eukaryota, Apicomplexa, Aconoidasida, Haemosporida, Plasmodiidae.
AUGAUUAACCUUUUUCCGUUCACUUCAUUUUUUAAUUCCUUUCGUUAUGAGAAAUUACCCAAGCGGCUAAUUGAGCAUGUGAUUAAGGCAGGGACCUUCUGCCGGACCAUGCUCCCCGUCUUCAUCCCCCUAUGUAUGUAUCAGUACAUACGGCAGGUGGACAAAGAACGAUACGCAGAGGAACUGCUGUUCGAGUCAAACCCACACAGUGACGUAAAAAGCUUUUACGACUCCACAAUGAAAAGCAGCGGAACGAAGAACUGGAAGAUCCAGUAUGACUUGUAUCUCAUAGAUAAGGCAGUUAACUCGUGA